CUUGGCUUAGACAGCACAUAUUCAGUACCGAAGUGAAGGAGAACAGACAGUGCAGGAGAGACUCUGAACCUGAAGAUUUGCAAACAGCCAAGCUGUAUUUGAAACAAACACCUCCAGUAAUGGCUCCUUGGAUAAGACUGAGCUUAGCAAAGCCUCUUCCAACCAUCAGUGAAGCCUUUGAGGAUAUUCUAGAAGACAUAACAAGCAACACAAAUGGUUUUGAAAAUGUUUACAUGAAUCCAGAUUCUUGUUCAGUUGAAGACCACUGUCAAUCAAACUUCCAACUAGCAAAAUCGACUUUUCUAGGAUCUCUGGAGAGCAAGUAUCAAUUCCAAGACAAAGAGAGAUGUGGAAUGCCGCCCAAGGGUCAAACAAUCUUAAAUUUAUCUGAGUCACCAAAAAUGGUUUCUAGAUGCACUCUUCCUAAAGUGUUGUCAUUACAACAUAACAGUUUCAUUCAUGAUUAUAUCAAAACCUACUCUGCUUCGGGCAGGAAUGCAUUAGAAGACUUGUAUGAAGGAACCCAGAAGACUUGUGGGUGGAAAUGUCCUGUUGGCGGUGAGAAUACAGGAACUGAUUGCACACAGUCCAAUUUUCACAGCACCUAUGUAGUCACACCUCAAGGAAAAAUGAGCAAAAAACAACAUGGGACUAGCUUACCAAGAUACCCUUCUCCAAGACCAUCACAAAGAGAAAAUGGUUGCCAGGAACAAAAAUAUAGUUUCAAUCAAGACAAGGUGCCAGCUUUGGAAAGCAGCUCCAAUCCAAACCCUCUUCCUGGUAAAUCAAUCUGGCUGCAUCCUACCAGAGAAGCACCACUGAGUGCCAGGGAUUGGCGAUCUUCACAAAGAGGGCAGCAUAAUUUGAAGACAACAGGAUGUCCUGAAAAAGAACUUCUGAAGUCUUCUACUCAUAAACAAACUCUGAAAGGGGAGGCAGAUAACAGAAAUAGCUGGGUGGAGUAUUUCCAUAUUGAUAAGAAAGUCACAGGUCGUGAUUGGAUUGCAGAAUACCAAAGUGCUUGGAAAGAAGCCAAGGUUAGAGCAUGCCUACUCCCUGCCAUAGAAGAGUCAUAGUUUUCUUUUUAUUUAACAGCAACAAAAAAGAUAUAAAAAUCUUUACUUCCCUGUUGUGAAGAGCAUCUGUAGCAUUCCUCCUGUUAAUGGCACAGAAAUGCUUUAUUACAAUUCGUGUACAUGGCAGAUAACCUUGUGCAAAUGACUAGGAAGAUAUGUGCAUCUUCAGACAAUCAAGAGGAAUAAGCAGCAGUGCACCAUAGAAGACAUGAUGAAGGUUCUGUAUCUUAGGCAUUCCGAUAAUAAGCUAUCAUUGUUAAACGUGUUUCUAAUAUCUUGUAAUUUUGACUGUAGAAACAGUCAUGAGACAUUCCAAACACAUCCAGUUUGGACAUGCUGGAACUGAAGUCUAUCUGAAUUUAGCUAAAGAGCACUACAAAAUAUACAACAGAAAUAAUGUUUGAUAUAUUAAUAGUAGGAUAGGAUUUAUUCUGUUAGAUUUUUAUCAUAAUCAAAAAGAGAGCCUGGAAGAAUCCAGAAGCAAAGAUCUACUACUUCAGAAGAGCACAAUGGCUCAGCAAAAGCUCAAAAUCCCUCCCAUUCUGUUGCCUCCUUCCCAGCAUCUAUAUUCAGAGUAACUAAAUGUCAAGGCUCCAAAGAGCCACUGAUCACAUUAUAAUAACUGAUUACAUUAUUUGCCCUGAAUUUUAUCUGCUUCCCUUUUAAUUCUAAUUAAUUGGAAAGCCAUUGGUGUAUCUUGUUUAUCAACACAUCCCGUAUGCUAUCUAUUGCAAGAAGAUUUUGUUUGCCUUCAUCUCUGGGUUCACUAGAACACUAUUGUUGAACAUUAGACUAUAAGCCAACUCUUAUUAUUAGCUUUUGUCAUCUUUUUAUAGAAAUUAAAUGUCUUUCCUCAACUGCAAUUUCUUAAAAGAAAGUAAGAAAUAACAAAAUAUUGUUUUUCGUUUGACUUUUAUUGUUGUUCUACUUUCAUAAUGAUGAAACUUUCAUUGUUUUGGCUUUAUUUUUUUGUGUUUUCCUUUGCUUUCCUUUUGAUUGUUCAGAAAUAUAAGUUGCUUGUGCUUAUCUAAGAAAUAACAGGGGAAUUUAGGUCCUCUUAUAGGAAGUGUAGUCAUAGGCAAUCACUUCCUGGCUGAACAAGUAUAUUAACAAUGUUAAAGGUCAUCAAUAACUAUUGAAAAAUACAGUGCCUUUCAAUCAGAGCAUUUCAUUUUUGUCAUGCAUUUACAUUAUUUUUUUCUCAUGAGUUUUUGUUACAUCAUUGUACUGUGAUAUAUCGUAGUUUUUAUGACUCUUAUACUUUAUUCCUGAAUCUAGCAUUAAAUAGGUUAAAAUACUUCUACUAAAUGAAAAAGACACUUGAUAUCAAACUGGUAAACUAGUGAUAUGUUUGUAAAUUAGCUGC
This is a messenger RNA of Crotalus tigris (Tiger rattlesnake), 2442 nucleotides long. RefSeq lists its product as uncharacterized. The coding region runs from base 120 to 1076 and encodes 318 amino acids. The transcript has 2 exons. Lineage: Eukaryota; Metazoa; Chordata; Lepidosauria; Squamata; Viperidae. The record is from RefSeq and is a predicted model, not a curated record.